UCAGUUGCUCACGAGAAGAUCGCCGGUGAGGUAUCCGAAACCCACUUACGCUCUCGUUAGCCACAUAUACGAUAUAUCUCAGGGCAAUGCAAACGCCAGAAAACAACGACAGUCAGCUUAUUUUGGUGCAGCAGAAUUUAAGAACACUGCCUCAGGAAUUAGUUAAGAGCCAUGCUGAUCAUGUAGAAGUAUUGGAUCUGAGCCACAACUGCCUGAAGGAUCUGUCUUGGCUGUCGGAGUUUGAGCAACUGCGUCAUUUGGUCCUGGACAACAAUCGAAUGCAUGAGGCUCAUCUUAGGACAUUGACACGCCCACUGCCGCAGUUGGAGAUACUGAUGCUCAAUAAAAAUGAGUUCAAUGACCUACCCACGACAAUGCGACUGAUCAGAAGGUUCUUUCCCAACCUUGAGUAUUUGAGCCUCCAUGGCAAUCCUAUCUGCCCAGAUGGCUUGGAACUGCAGCCCUUCUCCAGUUACCUGCGCUACGACUACGCGUACUACAGCAACUACAUUGCACAGUCGCUCAGCAAACUUAAAUUUCUGGAUCACGGGCUGGUUCAACGCACCUACCAGUACGAAAGUUUCCCGCUCAAAAACUAUGCUGGAAAACCACUAAUACAAACUACUAGUUUCUGAUGUGGUGACCCCAUUAAGUUGAAAACAUGUUUUUUCCAAUUCAAAAUAAGAUUAUAAAGUCUGGUUAUAAGUAUACAUAUAAAGCACUGGAAUAUUAAUAAAA
This is a messenger RNA of Drosophila suzukii, 738 nucleotides long. RefSeq names its product leucine-rich melanocyte differentiation-associated protein. Gene Ontology annotation, molecular function: protein binding. Lineage: Eukaryota; Metazoa; Arthropoda; Insecta; Diptera; Drosophilidae. Gene Ontology annotation, biological process: melanocyte differentiation. The record is from RefSeq and is a predicted model, not a curated record.